Messenger RNA from Seminavis robusta, 1491 nucleotides. The record is from the annotation of a GenBank genome assembly. Lineage: Eukaryota; Bacillariophyta; Bacillariophyceae; Naviculales; Naviculaceae.
AUGAACUUCGUGUUUCUUUCCGCGUGUCUGAGUUUGCUCGGUUCGCCGUUGCCAUCAUGCGAUGCUUUCUCUGUACACGGAAGGGCAUCAAGGAAGGCCGCUCGUCGUUAUUUGUCCACAACUGCCACGGAAGAUGACAAUCAAGAAUCCAAUGCGGAGAUACGCCUAUUACCAUUGGAACCCAAAGAUUCCUCAUCCCAGUUGUCGGAUGAAGAACUGCUGCUGGCUUGUAGAGCCUACUUGCAGAAGAAGAAUCGGUUGGGACAAUGGAAGGAGGCAAAGGAACGAAAAAUGAAGCGCGAGCAACAGCAAAAGCUGGCCAUGGGAUCCCAAUCAGGAGGUUUCUUUUGGGACGAUCCCAGUGAACUCAAGUACUACCAACAGUCAACAACACACGGUGAUGACAGCCUUGCAUCCGCUGACGCGACAACCGACUUUUGGGAGUUGGAUGCUGGAGGAGUAAGUAGAAGUGGAAAUAAUAAUGGCAGUGACAAUGACAAUGGCGAAAGAGCCACACAGGAGCAACAACAGCAACUUCCCUUCUCAAAUCACAUGGCAACCUCUCUACUGGAACAGGUAUCGUUUGAUUUCAAAGGUCAAUCGGAAAACGAUCAUCUGGAUGAAUGGGCACGCGAAUUCUCAACAUUUGCGGCAGAGCCAUCGGAAACAAGAGUCCGGCGAUGUCAAGGAGCCAAAAAACGAUGGGAGGACCCUGAAUGGAAGGCGAAUUGGUAUGAGAAACGUUGGGGAUCCAAAAAGAAAAAGGCAACAAAACAAUCAGCAGGGUCCACUCUGUCCACCAGCCAGAAGAAGUCACCAGCCUUUACCAUGGAGUUUAUGAAUUCUCCAGAAUUCAAUAGUUUGACGGAGGAGGAAAUCUCACAAGCUACAACCAUGUAUGUACAAGCCAAUGCCAAGAGGGCCAAAAGCUUUAAACAGACACGUCGCCAACAAAAAGAAUUCUUGGAGCAGCAGAACCUUGCACUGCUGCUAGAUGAUGAUGAUAACAACCAGCAACAAGAUGCUCCGCCAAUCCCAAGGGAUGCUUUGCUGUCGAAUCAAAAUGCCAUGAUGAGAGAGCGCCAUAAAGUUCGCUCGGAAACUGCCAAGAAAGCCUAUCAAACACGACUACAAAACAGUCUCAACCACAACAGCAGCAUGACUAUGACUGCUGAUGAGGAGAGAGUGUCACAACAACAAACAGUGAGACCCACAGGCGAUGAGCCUAAGAAUGCCCUGAAAAGGAUUGAGAUUGAUUUGGAUCUGGAAAGGAUGCCCCUGCUGGAUGAUCUCAUUCUCAUCUCGUCAAAAGGUAACCUGGGAGGGCGGAAACAACUCAUGCGAAGGCUCUUGGCAGAACGACUCGGAUUGCGAGGCAAGUGUGUCCCAGCACCCACCAAGAGUGAUCCAGACAACAUGAUCUUUGUCACAAAUUGUACAGUGAAGCAGCUCGUGGACUUUGUGAUUGCCAAAGUGAAGGAACAACAAUAG